AUGGCAGAGGUAGAGCCAAGAAAAAAGAUCCCUUUGGUUCCAGGAAAUCUCCUGAAAAAGAGGAAGACUUAUCAGGCCCUCAAAGCCACCCAGGCAAAGCAGGCGCUUUUGCAAAGGAAGGAGCAGAGGAAAGGAGAAAAACUCAAGUUUAAGCAACUAGAAUGGUUCCUACAUGAUUCCUGGUGGCAACUACGUGACAGGGUGCGACUCAGACAACUAGAAGUGAAACCUCAUGGCUUGGAAGUGCCAGAUAAACACUCCUUGGCCUUUGUUGUACACAUCCAAAUGAUUAAUGGUGUGAGUUUACUGGUGCAGAGGACCAUUGCAAGACUUUGCCUGAAUAAGAUUUUCAGUGGUGUCUUUAUGAAAGUAUCUCCUUAA
This is a messenger RNA of Eubalaena glacialis (North Atlantic right whale), 381 nucleotides long. RefSeq names its product large ribosomal subunit protein uL30-like. Lineage: Eukaryota; Metazoa; Chordata; Mammalia; Artiodactyla; Balaenidae. Gene Ontology annotation, cellular component: cytosolic large ribosomal subunit. Gene Ontology annotation, molecular function: RNA binding; structural constituent of ribosome. Gene Ontology annotation, biological process: maturation of LSU-rRNA from tricistronic rRNA transcript (SSU-rRNA, 5.8S rRNA, LSU-rRNA). The transcript has a single exon. Bases 1 to 381 code for a protein of 126 amino acids. The record is from RefSeq and is a predicted model, not a curated record.